Humulus lupulus (European hop) is the source of this 1125-nucleotide messenger RNA. RefSeq names its product putative glycine-rich cell wall structural protein 1. The coding region runs from base 187 to 810 and encodes 207 amino acids. The transcript has a single exon. The record is from RefSeq and is a predicted model, not a curated record. NCBI's taxonomy places the organism in Eukaryota, Viridiplantae, Streptophyta, Magnoliopsida, Rosales, Cannabaceae.
ACCUUAAACUUACAACCAUCUCAUCACAAGUACACACACCAAGUACUACUAUAAUUACUACAAAAAACUGCCUAGAGCAACUUCACUUAAAUCUAUACUUUGAUAUCAAUUCUGUUCAUCACUUUCACCAAAAAACUAAUUAGCUUGGCCACAUUGAGCUCUUUAUAAUUAUUCUGAAGCUUGGAAAUGGCUAGCACCAAGGUGAUUGGUGUGACAUUCUUGAUUUUGCUGCUUCUGGACCUCUCCUUAGCUGCUAGACAAUUGAAGGCAAGUAGAGGUGGAGGAGGUGGUGGUGGUGGAGGAAGAGGUGGCGGUGGCGGUGGCGGUGGUGCCCUCGGCUCGGGUUCUGGCUCGGGGUAUGGCUCUGGGAGUGGUUCGGGAUAUGGUAGUGGGGGAGGAAAAAGUGGCGGUGGAGGAGGAGGUGGGGGUGGUGGUGGUGGUGGCGGUGGAGGAGGAGGAGCUAAUGGUUCGGGGUCGGGUUAUGGAUCAGGAUCAGGAUAUGGUAGCGGGUCUGGUUAUGGAAGUGGGAGUGGGAUCGGAGGUGGGGGAGGUGGCGGUGGCGGCCGAGGAGGAGGUGGAGGUGGAGGCUCUGGAAUAGGAGGUGGGUCCGGUUCAGGGUUCGGAAGUGGGAGUGGAUAUGGAAGCGGCAGCGGCAGUGGUAAAGGUGGUGGCGGUGGUGGAGGUGGUGGAGGCGGUGGUGGCGGCGGAGGAGGUAGCUCCGGAAAUGGUUCGGGCUAUGGUAGUGGGUCGGGAUAUGGUGAGGGAUCUGGUUCGGGAUAUGGUGGAGACAAUGGUGAUUUUUCACCAUGAAACACAAAUAAUAAUUAAACUUAUGGUAGUUUGUCUUUCUUUUUAGGCAUAGCCAUUAUUAUUAUUAUUAUUCAGUGUUAGUAAAAAUAAAGUUGCAGCAAUCGAUUAAUUCACCAUCAACUUUAUUAUGAUGCUUAUAUAUGCAGCAGCAUAAUCUUAGAUGGUGAAUCAACGUUGCUUGCAUGGGGUGUAUACGUACUUACGUGCGUGCAUGUUUUUGUGUUUGGUGUAUCACAAAUUUCAGUUACUUUUGUAUUAUCAUAAUCAUCGUACAAAUUAUUAAAAUAAAAAUAUAUAAAAAAAAGUCUUGUUUUU